AUGGUUAAUCUUAAGGAUGCUUUACGAUACGUUUUCCAAGAGUCGAGUUGUUUGGGAUUGCAGCUCAAAAUGGGAGGUAAAUUUCUCCUAAAGCUAAAUAUUGGCGAGAGACCGAUAGCAAACAAGAAACGAUUAAAGUCAGUCAUAUCAACUGGAAAUCAACCUUUUGAGUUCGGUCUUGUGGGUUUGAAGAGUUUCAAAGCCUUCGGAUUUGUGAGAUUGGGAUCUCUUGGUGCACUUUUUCGUACGCCUUUGACAGAUUAUCGGAAGCUUGCUAACGAUAUUAGGGUUCACGGGUCAAAGGAGUCUAACAUAUAUGCGAGUGUUUGGGUGAUUAAACCCUUGCGCGUAAUGAAAGUAAUUUUGGACCCGAAAGAUGGUGAACUAUGCCUGAAUAGAGUGAAGCUAGAGGGAACUUUGGUGGAGGCUCGAAGCGGUUCUGACGUGCAAAUCGAUCGUCAAAUUUGGGUAUAG
Molecule: messenger RNA, 474 nt
Organism: Funneliformis mosseae
Lineage: Eukaryota; Fungi; Glomeromycota; Glomeromycetes; Glomerales; Glomeraceae
Source: the annotation of a GenBank genome assembly